Dentiscutata erythropus is the source of this 489-nucleotide messenger RNA. NCBI's taxonomy places the organism in Eukaryota, Fungi, Glomeromycota, Glomeromycetes, Diversisporales, Gigasporaceae. The record is from the annotation of a GenBank genome assembly.
AUGCCUUGGUAUGAAUUAAAUCUGCAUAUACACAACGUGGAAAAACCCUGGGUUAUAGAUGCAUCAAAAAAUUUUGAAAUAUUAAAGAACGAUGUACAUCAGCUUGCUUCAUUGACAUCUGGUAAUGAAAAAAGACUAUGGGAAGCUGUAAAGAGCGAGUUGAAUGAAGUAGACGUAAAAGACUUAGAAUAUGAUCAUCCAUUAUGUUCGGGUAUAUUGGAUGACACCUCAAAAUCUCUUACAAAUAUAUCAGAAGAUUUCCGCAAUAUUUUUAAUGCAUCAAGCAAAAAAUUUUUAAUACCAGCGGACGAGACAUUAAAAAAUAUUUGUGGGAAUUUCGUAAAAGAAAAAGAAAGUGCUUCUAAGAGGGUUCACACAAAAUUUGGCAAUGCAAACUUCGGUGUAUUUUUGGAUGCGCGAGAAAAACUUCAAGAAAUGACGAAUCAAAUGUUAACAACAUUAAGCCGAGUUUGGGUUCCUCCAAAUUGA